This is a messenger RNA of Daphnia pulex (common water flea), 1146 nucleotides long. RefSeq names its product UPF0389 protein GA21628-like. The transcript is spliced from 4 exons. The record is from RefSeq and is a predicted model, not a curated record. Bases 407 to 805 code for a protein of 132 amino acids. Lineage: Eukaryota; Metazoa; Arthropoda; Branchiopoda; Diplostraca; Daphniidae.
GUUUACCAGUCUACGUGUCCAAGUUGUCGUCUAUAUUGCCCGGUUAGUGAUGGCCAAACAGAAUACAAGUGUGCCAAAAAACGCUAUCGAGAAAAAUAAGCCCGCCAUGUUGUUAUUUCCACCGCGGAAUUAUAUGCGCAUUAUUUGUCGUCGUAAGAAACACACAGCACAGAGACAGACAGACAAAGUCAAAGUGUUGUUGUUGUCCCCACCUCUCACCAGCAUCACCAUAUUCAACUUUGGCGAGGUUCUCCAAGGCAACACGACACUCUGACCAGUCAAGCGCGGUAUAAAAAGCCGGAGCGCUUGGCUUUUUCAAAUCAAACAAUUCCUCAACAGCGCAACUAACAGUUUAUACGUGCCAUCUCCCAUUUCAAGAAUCUCAGCAGAAUAUAAGAUUAUAAUAAUGGCGUCCAAUAAAAUGAUCAAAAGUAUUGUUGCCAAGCGUCUGAUGUCGUCGUCAGCAUCCGGCAGCGAAUCUUCCAGAUACAUUUCACCGGUCUCAGCUCUAAGUCAAAUCAGUCACAAAGUCAGCCCGUUUGAGCAGCGAUUGCUGGUGUGGAGCGGGCAAUUCAAAAAGAUCACGGAUGUUCCAUCUCUCGUCUCACGCGACACGAUGGAAAGGGCCCGCAAUCACUACCGGAUUCGUGUCAAUCUAAUCAUCGCCGGAAUCGCCGUGGUGGGCUCGUUCGCCAUGGUCAUUAGCGGCAAGAACGCCGCCCAUCGCGGUGAAAACAUCAACGACUACAACGCCGAAUGGCACCGACGAUACAACGAGGCUCACAAGUUCGACCCCACCCAUUAAAUUGAUAUUAUUAGGUUAAUAACGAGGAAAAAAUGUUCAUUUAAAACAAGCGGAAAUUGUAAAAAAAAGAGGACGUUGACAAUGAAUCGACUGUUAGAUGUCGUGACUGGUGAUAGUGUAUCGCUAUAUAGCCCCCCCAUUCCAGCCUAGAAUUUUAGUCGCUCAAAUUUGUUCUUCAUUUGCUUCUGCCAAUUAUUUUUUAAAUAGUGAUUAAUCAACGAUCUGUGUUGUGACUGGUAUUAUUUUGUAGACUAGAGAGUCCUCUCAUUUGACUCUUUAGAAUUCUGUUCCAAGGAAAGAUUUCGUAUUAUCUGAAAUAAACAGUUGAAAGUUCAAGUUCA